AUGCCUCGUCCUGCUCCCAAACGAAGUCGCACGGUGGGAAAGAGUCAGCCUAAAACCACCGCAAUAGAAGACUCAACACAAGUUGACCUCAAUGUCGCCAAAUCGCCUGCGCAGCCGGAGCGCGGCUCAGCCUUGGAUCCGAGACAAGCACUACGCAGUCAGACACCCUUGACCAAAAGUCAUGAACAAGCAAUUGAAUCUUCACCCAUGGGAGACCGGCCGGGCACCGGCAGUCGACCUGGAACCGGCAGUCGUCCCCCUACAAGAUCGCGCGGUUAUUCUUCUACACUAUCAUUCGCUGGACGCAAAGGCGACUCAAGCUCCCGGGUUCCUGGAACGCCUGGAUUCGAUAAUUCAGUUCUGAGCAACUUCAGGCGGCGACCGCGACAGCAAAGCAUUCUGCAAAUGAUGCAAGCCGACGAUGGCUCUUCCGAUCUUGAUGAUGAUGACUUCCUUGGUGGACUUAGCCCCAAUGAUGAAUCGACACCACUAAAUCUGUCUCGGGGAAAGUCACUACUUAUCAAGCCAACGGAGAAGUCAUCAUCCCCGUUACCUUCCGAAUCACCGCUCUCGUCCGGUGGGUCGCGCAAGCGAAGGCGCACGACCCAAGAGAUUCAAGUACCACAGUCGCCUGUGGAUAUGGUAGAAGAUACUCCAACUGCGACACCGAUUCAACGCGACGAUUCUCGACAUGACAUUGGAAACCAACUUUCUGGAGAUGAGGAGGUCAGAUCCGAAGACGAGGAACUUGGUGAUCAGGAUGUUGAGAUUGAAAGAGUCGAAGCGACGCCGCAAUCCCACCUAUUUCCAGAAAUAUUGAGCCAGACUAUGUUACCACCGGCCAGCAGUCCUGCUGGCUCCGCUACACAUGGCGAUUCCACACCGCGGCCUCUUCAGAAGAAAAAGGACAAAGCCCCGAGUCAUCUAUCGACAGCAAACCUGCAAGACAAGCUUUUACCACGUCGUCGGCGUAGACUCCACGCCACCAACGGUUACAGUGACGAAAGUGAUGAUCAGCAUGAUGCCGCAUCUGGUGACGAGGACGAGCUAAACUACCCAUUACAAAGAUCAUCCGGUCGACGGGCGGGGAAAAGCAAACCCAAGCCAUUAGCCAACGCCCGAAAUCCGAAGCAGAAGAAGAUUCAAGAGAAAAAAAUAAGGAUCAACCAGCACCAAAAGAACCAGCUACCGAGUGGCGUCGACAAAGAAAAUGAAACGCUUCUGUCAUCGCCAUCCUCUUCUCCAUUGUCAUCACCACCUGAGUCCGAUGUCUCUGAUUCCGAAUCUAUGGAAACCGAGGCCACUCGUUGCGUGAGCGAUGAGUUGCGCGCGGCGGUCAAAAAGUUUGCGGAAGUGGACCAAUGGGAGAUGGAAUUUGAAGAUGUUUCUGCUUCAGAGAGCUAG
Penicillium concentricum is the source of this 1404-nucleotide messenger RNA. RefSeq lists its product as uncharacterized. The record is from RefSeq and is a predicted model, not a curated record. Bases 1 to 1404 code for a protein of 467 amino acids. NCBI's taxonomy places the organism in Eukaryota, Fungi, Ascomycota, Eurotiomycetes, Eurotiales, Aspergillaceae. The transcript has 2 exons.